This is a messenger RNA of Syzygium oleosum, 2184 nucleotides long. Its product is annotated as CBL-interacting serine/threonine-protein kinase 8-like. The record is from RefSeq and is a predicted model, not a curated record. Gene Ontology annotation, biological process: signal transduction; protein phosphorylation. NCBI's taxonomy places the organism in Eukaryota, Viridiplantae, Streptophyta, Magnoliopsida, Myrtales, Myrtaceae. Gene Ontology annotation, molecular function: ATP binding; protein kinase activity. The transcript has 14 exons. The coding region runs from base 635 to 1957 and encodes 440 amino acids.
UGUCCAUCACGACAAGAUUGAGAGAGAUUCAGGGGGGACGCACGCACCGCACCAGUCAACGAGCACUCAGACAUGUUUACAUAUUUUUCACUGUCUGUUCUUUCCUCCAUUUUAUUCAUAUUGUCCGAAGCAAACUUCCUUUUUCCAAAAAUCUCCCCACUUUCCUCACCUAAUUCCUCCAUUGCACUCUCCUUUUUCGGCCUCCAAAGUUCAAAUCUUGAAAUUCAACCACCACCCCACUUUCACACUUAAAAGCGAACAAAUUAGCACGGAAGAACCCAUCUGUGAAGAACCCAUCUGGGAAUUUUCCUCUGUCUCUAGAGAUUGGAAACGAGCACAAGGAAUCUCUGCCUUUUUAGUUCUCGGUUUUUCUUUUUUUGGGAAAAUUUGUUCUUGGGACAAAGUAAAGUUCUGAUUUUUUCUGUGGCUACGCAUGGGCUGAUAAAUCAAGGUUCUUGCUUUUUUUCUGUCUUCAAACGGUUCACGCCUCCUGGGAGCUCGAUUAUUGGGCAAUAACCUGGGAUUGGAAGUGGGCUUUGCGUGGUUUUUUUAUUUGUGGGAAGGAGGUGGAGCUGCUGCACCAAUGGUGAUUGGUUGAUGUGGUGGAGUGAAAGGUUCUGCCCGGAGAGAGAAGAUGGUGGUGAGGAAGGUGGGGAAGUACGAGGUGGGGAGGACGAUUGGAGAAGGGACCUUCGCGAAGGUGAAGUUCGCGCAGAACACCGAAACGGGCGAGAGUGUCGCCAUGAAAGUGCUCGAUCGCGGCACCAUCAUUAAGCACAAGAUGGUGGAACAGAUUAAAAGGGAGAUAUCGAUAAUGAAACUUGUGCGGCAUCCCUACGUUGUUCGUCUCCAUGAGGUUCUUGCCAGCCGAACCAAGAUUUACAUAAUCUUGGAGUUUAUUACAGGUGGAGAAUUGUUUGACAAAAUAGUCCAUCAUGGACGUCUCAGUGAAGCUGAGUCUAGAAGAUACUUUCAGCAACUUAUUGAUGGGGUAGAUUUUUGCCACAGCAAAGGAGUGUAUCACAGAGACUUAAAGCCUGAAAAUCUUUUACUCGACUCCCAAGGAAACUUGAAAAUCUCUGAUUUUGGUCUUAGUGCAUUGCCUGAGCAGGGGGUUAGCUUACUUCGGACAACAUGUGGGACUCCUAAUUAUGUAGCACCAGAGGUACUUAGUCACAAGGGUUACUACGGUGCCCCAGCAGAUGUUUGGUCCUGCGGGGUGAUCCUUUAUGUUUUGAUGGCAGGAUAUCUCCCGUUUGAUGAACUAGACCUCACCACACUUUACAGUAAGAUUGAUAAUGCCGACUUUUCAUGCCCAUCAUGGUUUCCCAUGGGAGCAAAGUCCUUGAUUCAGAGGAUUUUAGAUCCAAAUCCUGAAACUCGAAUUACAAUAGAGCAGAUCAGAGAUGAUGAAUGGUUUAAGAAAAGUUAUAAUCCUGUCAGAGUCAUUGAAUCUGAAGCUGUGAACUUGGAAGAUAUAAAUGCUGCCUUUGACGAUGAUGAGCAGCCUAAUGAGGAAAGUGGGAAUGAAGACAUGCGUCCGUUGAUUCUUAAUGCAUUUGAUUUGAUAAUCUUAUCUCAAGGGUUAAACCUUUCAGCCCUCUUUGACAGGGGUCAGAACUUUGAUUCAUCCCAUCUUCAACAGGACUCUGUGAAGCAUCAAACUCGCUUUGUGUCACAGAAACCCGCAAAGGUGGUUUUAUCGAGUAUGGAAGUUGUUGCACAAUCUAUGGGUUUCAAGACACAUAUUCGCAAUUAUAAGAUGAGAGUGGAAGGUCUAUCAGCAAGCAAGAACUCUCAUUUCUCUGUUAUUCUGGAGAUUUUUGAGGUUGCUCCAACAUACUUCAUGGUUGAUAUUCAGAAUGCAGCUGGAGAUGCCAAUGAGUACCUUAAGGCUAGACAUCAAAAACUGUCGGUCAAUUGGGCGAAGGCGAGCCCAUGUAAUUGUGGAAAAUGAAGUGCCGCGGGCUCGAGUUACUAGCUCUCGAUUGCAGUUCUGUGCCCAAAAGGGGAGGUUGUGAGGGGACAAGAAUUAAGAAUCGAUUAUGUAGAGCGAAUUUUCAGUUCAUAACUUUUGUCACUUGUCUGCAUUGCAGUUCUACAAGAGUUUCUGUAGCAAUCUCGAGGACAUCAUCUGGAAGCCUGCCGGCGAAUCGGCCAAAUCUAGGAUCACGAAGAGCAAAA